AUUCUUCAGUAAAUAGAGAAUCAGUUGAACUGUAAACUAAACUGUCUUGUGAAGGGAUAACAGUAUCUUCUGAAUUUUUCAGGAAAUCUUUUUGAAGUCUGAAUCCCUAAUCUGCUGGGGAAGAUUUCCCAUGUUUUUUGGGGAUGUAGAUGAGAACAUAAAUACUCCUGCUGCUAACUUGGGGACCUGCUCUGAACACUGUUUGGUCUCCAGCUGUGUGCUAACCUUUAUCUUCUGUCUUGUGUGGGGUUCAGGGAAUCUGCAGCUCUUUCUGACGGGGACCAACAGCUAGAAGAUAGGAGCCUGACAUCGUCCUAUGGGAUUUUUCUCCUAACUAAUUUCUGCUCAGGAAUGUAUCGGCAGUGUGGCUGUCUGGCAGCCAUACAAAAGCGCUAAUAGUAUUCCCAGCUGUUCCAGAUAAAGCCCUGAAAUGAUGAGUUGGCUCUGCGCUUAUGAUCCUUCAAUUCUGUGCGAAAUGCUGAUGUAAAUGAGUUCUAGCAGUGGAGACCAAGUCUUCAGAGAGAGGUCUGUUAGAAAUUGUGAGGAGGCCAUUGUCAUCUUACACAAUAACCGAGUGGCUGCCAUUGGAAGGAAAACGUUAUUUUUAUUGUUUUCAUGUGUUGAGCAGCUCCGAAUACAGUUUUCAGGCCUACAGAAUAAGGCAUCACUGGAAUCUUCUGCCCAUGAUGCACAUGAGAGCAAACUCCUUUUGCUCUCUUUGCAAGGGGAAGCACAGCAAUGUGAGUGCAGAAUUUGUUUGGGAGUGAUCGGAUUUUAUUACUGAGCUGAUUGUGUAUUAAAAGCAAAGCGAUAUAAUUGGAAGUUGGAUAGUAAGUGUUGAUAGUGUCUGUAAGCUGGAAAUUUCUAUUACAUUCUAUUUCUAUUUCAUUCUAUUUAUUUUACAUAUACAUUUCUAUUCUAUUACAUUUCUAUUUCUAAUAACAAUCCAUCGUGUGCUCAAGGAGAGGAAAUAGAAGCCAUCUACCCAAGCUCAUUAUGCUUAUGUGUCGUCCUUACUAUUUUAUUUAGAAAGGGUAUACAAGUUGGUGGCAAACGCUCUGACAAACUGAAGUUAAAUAACUAAUAUUAACAUUGCUCAUCGGCAUUUGUAGUCACGUUUCACCUACUAAUCUUCUGUGUGUGAAAACGGUCCGUGUUUUCUUGUAGUGAGCUAACUGCAGAGGCAUGCAGAUCCCCAGGGAACCAAAAUGAGAUAGGGAAGUGUAAAUGACGUGAAAGUCAUCAGAAACCCAAUGCACAAAAUCUGUCUUACGGUAGGUUUGCAGUGUUGCAGUUCUGCAUAAUGCAACCCUUUGUGUUAACAGUAAAUGCUACAGCAUGAAUUUAUAGCUUCGUUGUGGGGGUUCAGAAAAUGAGAAGUACUCCCGAGUUUGCAGACUGAUACAAACAGUGUCACUGAUAGAAACUUCGUCACUGCAUGACAAAGCUUUUAAUCCUGUAAAUUAGAUGUUACCAGAGUAACACUGAGUCUUUUAAUAUAUUUGUUUAGAGUUUUUCAGUAUUUUCAGUAAGGUAAGAGCUAUACUUGCAACAUCAUGUUUAACUACAGUAAAAGCAUUCAAUAAUGUAUAUUUGUGGAGUUCUAAAGAUGCUGGAGCAAGGAACUGCAGGUAGUCCAGUCGUUACAUUUGUGGAAUCGGAGUAGUUAUUAAAUGGAUACUUAUCCCCUGUAGGUGCAGGAAAACGUCUUUCACACGUAUUAGUGUGGUGGGAAACGCAGGAUGUUAGUACUGAAAGUCUUGAGGAAACGGUGAACAGAAAUAGUUCACUAGUGAUAGGCAAUUGUUCUUUUUAUUUAUCAAGUGCUUUUGAUGAACAACCUAAAUUUAUAGAAAAGAGAAUUUAUUGAAUCCCUGAUGGAACAGAUUACAGUGAUUUUAUUACCAGAACUGUGGUUACUUCUAAGUAGAGUCAGCCUGGUCUGAAAGAUGUAGAAGCUCCCACAUGUAGGUACAGGUGAGAGAUUCCCUGUGAAUCUGUAAUUAGUGUAUAUUUCUAAACUUUGACUUACAUUGCUGAGACAGAUUCAAGUAGACUGGUUAUGUCUGUGACUUGCUGCUUCUUGUCUUCUCACAAAGUCGAGAAAUACCAGUUUCAGGAACGUGCCGUUGCUGGUAUUACGUUACCAAAGAUCUGGAAGAGCACUAAGGCUUGCGUUGCGACAUCGAGCAUGGAGAGAGGCGACAGGGGUGCUUUACCUGCUGCUGAAAUCAGCCUCCGAGCGUGGUCCCUUCUGCUGGUGCUGAGAACGUGCUGGUGGUGGUGGUCACAGUGCUGUGCCAGGGGGACCCUGCAGCUGGGGGAGCUGUUAGGGCUAGCCACUGGAAAGGUUUGGGCUCUGUCUGGUGAAGAUUUAGCUUUCUGCUCAGGAAUUACAUGUGUGAACCCUGUCUUAACUCUCAGUGCCAGUCCCAUCUCAAUCUCCCAAAACCUAACGGUGAAGUUCUCAGCAGUUUUCUCCUUAUCACAGUGGGACUGGAGUCCUUAGUCCUUACCCAUUGCAAUUUUUAGUUUACAAAGAGUGAGUGAUGAUAUAGCCGGUAAACUAGGAGGAUGAGACAUGGUCACUGGUCGUUCUCCAGUUAACAUUUGCAUUUUUAUAUUAAAAAUUCACUUGGACAGGAACAGUGCGCAGGUCUUUCUCCUUUCUUCCAUGAAAGCGCGUCUGUUUGGUAGGCCUAGGGAAGAGCCCAGGAAGAGAAAGCUGGUCAAACAGUUGUAAUUCUUUGAUGGUAGUCCCAUGUUUUAAUAGAUUUCGUAUUUUCGACUAUUAAAAACUACCUUCCACAAAGCAGACGAGGAGGCUUCCAAAUACAGACGGCUUCUUGGAUGUGCUGAAAUUGUGCUGAGAAGCUCUGCAGCUUAGUGUGCUUUAGAGCUGGAAGAAGAAAAGACAGUUGUGAAUGUCUGCUGGUUCUUCUACACGAGAUCUUUUACCUGCAAACUUUACAGCCUGUGAUCUUGCCCAUUAUGCUUUCUUGUGUAAUCUAAGGAAGGGGGUGAUGUUCUAGCACCCAAAAUUAUUCCCUCAGAAGCAGUACUUGGCUGUGAGCAUGCCUCCUCGCUCAGGCCCAGGCACUGCCUGUAGGCAGCUGUGUAAGGGGGCAUCACACUGAAGCAAGAGCUUGUUUUCCACCGUGCUGGGGGGCCUGGUCUGUGCAAAGGGCAGGUAAAAUGCCUCCUUCGUUGAACAGGUUUCAGGCUUGCCUUCCCCGUACGGGGCUCUGUGUAUGUAAAAUCACAGUUCAUUGACUUGGAAGUCGCUCUGGUUUGUACGUUGGUUUAGGUCGUGCUUUUUGGGGGUGGGUGGUGGUGGUUUGCUUUUUGUUGGGGUGGGUUGGUUGUUUUUUUUGUUUUCGUAAUCUACCUUUAAAGAUUUCCUUGUUCUUGCCUGGAGGCUAGGCAGGGCUAGCUGCAGAGGCGGAAUUAGUAAAAGCCCUGGUGCCCGUGUUUUAAAUGACGCUUGGUGUUUUGCUGCUGAGACAGUGCCUUCUGCCUAUGGACUCGUUUGAAGCUCUCCCACAUGCUUGUUAAGACAAACAUACAGCUUCACCGGCAGGUAUUGUGCUAGUGGUACUGCAAUUGUUUUAUUCUUCCAGUGGAAAAGAACAUAGAGAAGUUGCCAGACAGUUGUUUUUAUUUUGCAUUUCCUUGACUAUUAAAUGGGAAACUAGCCCUUAGGAUGGACAUUGCCAUUAUGACCGAAGGUUACGCUGCCUUUCAAGAGGACAGCUCCGGUGAUGAGGCUGAAAGCCCUUCCAAGUUGAAGCGGUCCAAGGGAAUACAUGUCUUCAAGAAGCCCAGCUUUUCCAAAAAAAAGGAAAAGGAUUUUAAAAUAAAAGAGAAACCCAAAGAUGAAAAACACAAGGAAGACAAGCAUAAGGAAGACAAGCAUAAAGAGAAGAAGUCAAAAGACUUAACUGCAGCAGAUGUUGUAAAACAGUGGAAAGAGAAGAAGAAAAAGAAAAAGCCGAUUCAAGAGACAGAGAUACCUCAAGUGGAUGUUCCAAGCCACAGACCUGUGUUUGGCAUUCCUUUGUCUGAUGCAGUGGACAGGACCAUGAUGUACGACGGCAUCCGCCUGCCAGCGGUUUUCCGUGAAUGUAUAGAUUACGUAGAGAAGUACGGCAUGAAGUGCGAAGGCAUCUACAGAGUUUCAGGAAUAAAAUCAAAAGUCGAUGAGCUAAAAGCAGCCUACGAUCGAGAAGAAUCUCCCAACCUGGAAGAAUACGAGCCCAAUACUGUAGCCAGCUUGCUGAAACAAUACCUACGAGAACUGCCUGAAAAUUUGCUUACCAAAGAGCUAAUGCCCCGCUUUGAGGAUGCCUGUGGAAAGAGCACAGAAGCUGAGAAGGUUCAGGAGUGCCAGAGGUUGCUGAAAGAGCUGCCGGAGUGUAACCAUCUCCUCAUCUCGUGGCUGGUUGUGCAUAUGGACCACGUUAUUGCAAAGGAGCUGGAAACGAAGAUGAACAUCCAGAAUAUUUCCAUAGUGCUCAGCCCUACUGUCCAGAUCAGCAACCGUGUCCUGUAUGUAUUUUUUACACAUGUCCAGGAGUUCUUUGGGAAUGUGACCCUAAAACAGGUGACAAAACCUCUUCGUUGGUCAAAUAUGGCAACCAUGCCGGCACUUCCAGAAACACAAGAAAGCAUCAAAGAAGAAAUCAGACGACAGGAGUUCCUACUGAACUGUUUACACCGAGACUUGCAGGCAGGGAUAAAAGACUUAUCCAAAGAAGAGAGACUCUGGGAGGUGCAAAGAAUUUUAACAGCUCUUAAGAGGAAACUGAGAGAAGCUAAGAGACAGGAGUGUGAAACAAAGAUUGCACAAGAAAUCGCUAGCCUUUCAAAGGAGGAUGUCUCCAAAGAAGAAAUGAAUGAGAAUGAAGAAGUUAUAAAUAUUCUACUUGCACAGGAGAAUGAGAUCUUAACAGAACAAGAAGAACUGCUGGCCAUGGAGCAGUUUCUGCGGAGACAAAUUGCCUCGGAGAAGGAAGAAAUCGAUCGCCUUCGCGCAGAAAUAGCUGAAAUACAAAGUCGCCAGCAGCACGGCCGAAGUGAAACAGAGGAAUAUUCUUCUGAGAGCGAGAGUGAGAGCGAAGAUGAGGAGGAACUGCAGGUCAUCCUAGAAGAUUUGCAGAGGCAGAAUGAGGAGUUGGAGAUAAAGAACAAUCACCUGAACCAAGCAAUUCACGAGGAGCGAGAGGCCAUCAUCGAACUGCGCGUGCAGCUUCGACUGCUGCAGCGAGCGAAAUCAGAGCAGCAGGUGCAGGAAGAAGAAGAAGCGGAAAAACGCGGGGGUGUUUCUCAGCAGCCAAGAGACAGUGUCCUGGAGACAAAAGCAGCCAAAGAGCAGCCAAAAGCAAGCAAGGAGCAGCAAGUCAAGCCAUCACCAAGUAAAGACAGAAAAGAAACUCCGAUUUGAUCAAGCUCCUUGGAUGUUCAUAAAAUCAACUGAACUGUGCAAAUUACUGUAAUUUGAGUCAAACUGCACAAAUUAUUGCUGGCUGUGUACAUUAUGUAAAGAAACUUCUUUUAAGCCCUGGAGACUUUUGUCUCCAGCACUUGUGGCUUCUACUCAUCAGACUCAGGUGAGUUUAGAAAGUCCAGAAGAGUUUUCCAGUUAGUAUCAGAUUAUUUCAAGACUGGUUUCCUUCAGGUGAUUUAAAAUAAUUCAGUAACAGUUUUAUUUUAAACCAAAACCAUUAUUUACAUUCAUCAGAGCAGAACUGAAGAUCUCUUUUUCAGUAAAUGAACAAAAACGCACCCACACUUAUUAAUUAUUUGCCUUGUGAAUCUGCUCAUUCUCAUUCACCAUUAUUUCUGCUUAUUAACCUAGUCACUUCUUGCUUGUGCCUUUGAUACCUUUCUGAUGCAGAUUAUAUACACGGGAGCUUUAAAUUUAUUCUGGGUUGGCUGAAAAGUUGGGAGACUGUGGGGUAUCACGUUUACCUAACAUGCCCUUAAAGUUGGUUUUUGUUUUAAGAUGUACUGAAUAAAUGUAAAACUUUACAGAUGUUAUUUAUGUCUCUGUAUGAUGAAACGUUCAUCAAGAGCCGCUCACCUCUUUUAGCAGUGUAGUUAUCCCAUUUGCUCGUUUAUAAACCAGCCCUCAUCAUACCCGUGUAGGAUAGGCCGUGUUCCUGCUGCUGCCCUAUAGCCAACAGCCUUCUUUUAACCCAUUUCGUGUCUCGGUCCCUCUGAGCGAGCCACUGACGGAUGCUUUAGGCAGUAACGGGGAGAUCUGCCCGACCAAGCAAUACCUAUUUCCAGCUGCGCAAACGCAAAUCGCUUGUGCUUGCUGAACGAGCCUGGAGAAUGACACCAGCUGAAGGCACCGAGGGUCCAGCGAGAGCCUCUUCUUGUUGUUUAAACCCCACCACCCUGGGACUUGCUUUUGGUUUGGCUGUUUUACUGCCUCCACCCCUCUAAAGCCUCCAGCCAGCCGGCGCUUAAGGGCCGUUAAAUGUUCCAGAUGCUCAUGAGACUUGUCCGUCACGUUAAAGAUAGACAGCAAGCUCCACAGGGUGCAGAGAGCCUGUCGUAUUUUUUAAUCUGGAUAUUUAUUUUCAGCACCUGUUGGAUGUGGUUAUAUUCUGUAUCUAUUGCACUGUUGUGAAUCAUUGGCCAUGAUUUGAUUUUGUACAAAUAAUGCUUUGAUAUGUUAUAGAAAACGGCAUAGUAUUUUUUUAAAAUUUGGGGAAAAAAGUUUAUAAACAUAGAAAAAUGUGGUCAGAUGACAAAUGUAAACUAAAGCAUUCUCCCUUGCCUUCGUUACAUACAUUUUAUAUUUGCUGGCAAUAUUUAAACUUUUUUUUUGUUUGUUUCACACUAAUUCCUAUUGAAUUGUCAUGGAUUUUUCUAAUGUUCUUCAGAAAAAUCUCUUAAUAUUGGUUAACUUUUAUUUUGUUAGGAUUGUAUUUAUCAAGCAAAUAAAUUCAACAGCCAUUUGAAA
Molecule: messenger RNA, 6973 nt
Organism: Cygnus olor (mute swan)
Lineage: Eukaryota; Metazoa; Chordata; Aves; Anseriformes; Anatidae
Gene: RALBP1
Product: ralA binding protein 1
Exons: 10
Coding region: 3704-5443 (579 amino acids)
Biological process (GO): endocytosis; small GTPase-mediated signal transduction; positive regulation of GTPase activity
Cellular component (GO): membrane
Molecular function (GO): small GTPase binding; GTPase activator activity
Source: RefSeq, a predicted model, not a curated record